Monopterus albus (swamp eel) is the source of this 1685-nucleotide messenger RNA. It is a transcript of the gene agtr1b, whose product is annotated as angiotensin II receptor, type 1b. Gene Ontology annotation, biological process: positive regulation of cytosolic calcium ion concentration; regulation of vasoconstriction; calcium-mediated signaling. The coding region runs from base 341 to 1438 and encodes 365 amino acids. The transcript is spliced from 2 exons. Lineage: Eukaryota; Metazoa; Chordata; Actinopteri; Synbranchiformes; Synbranchidae. Gene Ontology annotation, molecular function: C-C chemokine receptor activity; angiotensin type II receptor activity; C-C chemokine binding. Gene Ontology annotation, cellular component: membrane; external side of plasma membrane. The record is from RefSeq and is a predicted model, not a curated record.
CUUGUGUGUGUUUGUGUUCGUAGACCGUUGGUCAGGGAGAUACAUAGCUGACUGGAUCCAUUUGAACUCAUUCAUUAUUGUUGUGUACGUGUGUGUGUGUGAGUGUGAGUGUGUUUGUGCGUCAGAUGGUGUUCCUGCUCAUUUCAUUUCACCAGUUAAGUUAAAUCAGAGGCAGUCCCUGGCACACUGCAGAGGUCUCUCUAUGUCUCUGUCUAUGCUGCUCUGAAAGCAUCAACACCCUCGUGGUUCAGCACCCAAGGAAGCCCUCGUCCAGGCUUGUAUCAGGCACCAACGGGGCCCCCUGUUAAAAAGACCCAGGAUCUGGCCCUAAAAGAGGAAAAUGCAGAAUACAACAGGAGUGACAAAAGGCAUAACCCUAACAUGUGGCAUGUCUGGAAACUAUGAUUUCAUCUUCACCUUGGUGCCCAUCGUCUACUGCUGUAACUUUGUUAUCGGCAUUGUGGGAAACAGUAUGGUGGUGGCUGUCAUCUACCGCUACAUGAAACUCAAAACGGUGGCCAACAUUUUUGUCCUCAAUCUUGCCAUUUCUGACCUCACUUUCCUCAUUACUCUGCCCAUGUGGGCAGUCUUCACAGCAAAAGGCUAUGACUGGCCCUUCGGAGCAUUCCUGUGCAAGGCCAGUGCAGGGCUGGUGAUUUUUAACCUCUACACCAGCAUCUUCUUCCUCACAGCACUCAGUAUUGACCGUUAUCUGGCUAUUGUGCACCCAGUGCGAUCACACAGAUUCCGCACUGUGGUGUAUGCACAUGUCACGUGUGUAGUGAUCUGGCUUUUUGCUUUUGUGCUUAGUGUGCCCACAGCACUGACCAGGGAUGUCCACGACAUCACAAACUCCAACACUACAGUGUGUGGUAUUCUGCACCAGACAACUGUAGACAUCAGGUUGAAACAGCUUCUGCUGGCCAUCAGCCUAUUGAAAAGCUUGCUGGGCUUCCUGGUGCCCUUCGUCAUCAUCAUCACCUGUUACUGCCUCAUCGGGAGAGCACUGCUGGGAGCGAGACACAUCCAGAAAAGCUCCCGUUCCAGAGAUGACGAGGUACUGUGCAUGCUUGCAGCAGCUGUCAUGGCCUUCUUCUUGUGCUGGGUGCCCCAUCAGGUGUUCCACUUCAUGCAGGUGCUCACCCAGUUGAUGCUGGUGAAGAAUUGUGCCAUCCUGGAAAUUAUUGACACUGCCAUGCCCUUAACCAUCUGCAUUGCUUACUUCAGCAGCUGCGUUAACCCUAUUGUGUAUGGUUUUGUGGGACACAACUUCCGCAAAAAUUUACUACAUCUGUUGCACUGCUCACCGGGUCAAUCAACUAGGCCUCACCCAAGCAUCAGCUCCAAGAUGAGCACCCUGUCCUUUCGUGCCUCAGAGAUGCUGAGUCUUACAACCAAAAGUACAACUUCUGAAGUGAAGAAAGAAGCAAGAGGGUAGAAGUUCAUGUGUCCUGAUCUUUGGUCUGUGGUUAAGAGAUGGAGACAUUCUUUUAAAACCCCAACUGUGCUACCAAACACUGUGCAGAAUGGCUGUAAAGUUGUAUUUAUAUUCUUCUCUGAGUAAAAGAGAUAUUCACUACCUUAUACAAUACUAAAAUUCACUAUAAACCACCACACAUAGCUUGUCACAUUCACACUAGCAAACGUUUCUCUCGAAGCCUGUGAAAUGAAUGUCAGUGUCACUA